This is a messenger RNA of Oryzias latipes (Japanese medaka), 3000 nucleotides long. RefSeq names its product zinc finger protein 536. Lineage: Eukaryota; Metazoa; Chordata; Actinopteri; Beloniformes; Adrianichthyidae. Gene Ontology annotation, biological process: regulation of DNA-templated transcription. Gene Ontology annotation, molecular function: DNA-binding transcription factor activity, RNA polymerase II-specific; RNA polymerase II cis-regulatory region sequence-specific DNA binding. Gene Ontology annotation, cellular component: nucleus. The record is from RefSeq and is a predicted model, not a curated record.
CUUGAUUCACUGCCGUCCUCUGGACUGUCGCAGAAAGAUAACCCUGGCCGGCGUUUUGCAACACAACCCGACCCCCGAGAGCACGGCUUCAUUACCCCCCUCGCCCACACGGCUCACAGCCAGAUGGCGCUUCUGGCCAAUCAGAUCAUGGAUGCCAGAAUUCUCAGCAGCAUGAACGGCAGGGUGGAGCUCUCCCAGUUUCUGAGAGUCACCAGCCAGAGCAUCGUCACGCAGGUCGCUUCUGCCCAGGAGGACAACCGCAAGAACAGGAAGUACCCGUGUCCGCUGUGCGGGAAGCGCUUCCGCUUCAACAGCAUCCUCUCCCUUCACAUGCGCACGCACACGGGCGAGAAGCCCUUCAAGUGUCCGUACUGCGACCACAGGGCCGCACAGAAAGGAAACCUGAAGAUACACCUUCGAACGCACAAGCAAGGGAUUCUGGGUAAAGGCCGCGGGAGGGUCCGGGAGGAGAACAGGCUGCUCCACGAGCUGGAGGAGCGGGCCAUACUCAGGGACAGGCAGAUGCGGGCGGGUCUUGUUAGCGGCGAGCAACCUCAGACCUCAUCACUGGUCCAGAAGCAGAACCUGGGAGCCGUCCCAGCAGAACCCCUGUUCUUCAGCGGCUCUGCUGCAGCAAAUCUGCAGCCCAGCGCAUCCGCCUUCCCCAAGGUGACAAGCGUUCUGGAUGAGCCCCUCCAGGCUCAAGCCAGCGGCUUCCGCUGCUCCUUCUGCAAAGGAAAGUUCAGGAAGCAGCAGGAGCUGGAGCGCCACAUCCGGAUCCUCCACAAACCCUACAAAUGCACCCUGUGUGACUUUGCCGCCGCGCACGAGGAGGAGCUGAUCGGGCACGUGGAAAUGGCACACAUAACUGCAGAUCUGGGCUCGGGGCAGAAACCCCCAGCAGGGACGGGCGAUAAGGGGAAGCCUGCGGGUGAAUUUCCCUGUGAGGUGUGCGGCCAGACCUUCAGCCAGGCCUGGUUCCUCAAAGGUCACAUGAGGAAACACAAGGACUCCUUUGAGCACUGCUGUCAGAUCUGUGGCCGCCGCUUCAAAGAGCCCUGGUUCCUGAAGAACCAUAUGAAAGUCCACCUCAACAAGCUGGCAGCCAAGAGCCUCCCCGGUGACCACAACUCUCCCUCCGACACGGGAGGCCUCACGCCGGAUCUUCAGAGCAGCAUCUACUCGCAGCACAUCCCACGCAUCCACAACAGGUUCCUGAUGUCUGAGCGAGCAGAUUUGCCAGAUUAUCAGCAUGUGUUGAGCACGGCAGGCAGUGAGAUGAAGGUGAGAGAAAUGUUAGGGAGGAUGAUGUCGUCAGGUCCAGGACCUCUGACAGAUCCAGACGGUUCUUCUCUGUUGGGCUUCAAUCAUCUCCAACCUCCUCUGAGCUCCACCAGCAUGGAAUAUCUACGGAGAGUCAUCUCCACUAGAGAUGCUCUCAAUAACAGCAGCACCUUCACAGGAUGGCAGAUCAUAACACCUGGGCUGCCUGUUGAGCAGCAAAUGUUCAGUGCUAAAGACCAGCAGCAGCAGCAGAGAUGCUCCUCCUACCUGAGUGAGAGGAGCCUCCCUGGAGAUGAUGGGAAACCGGGUCUCAGUGACCCGGACAGCAAAGCACUCAGCAGACCGGGAAGCCGAGGGCCGGCAGAGAUGAGCAUGGAGGCAGGUGGUGCCCUGGACCAUCCGCUUCAACCCUCCUCCCCCUCUGCAGGUGAGAAAGUCUUCAGGGGUCAAGUCUCCGGGGACUACGCCGCCGCCUCCGCCGCUCGCUCAGCCUCCCUCGGCUUCCGCCACGACCGCUUCCAGGUCCCCCACUGGCAGAACAGCAGAGAUCUUUCCUCCCCGCUGCAGCCCAGCAGCAGCAGCAGGAGCUCCAGCCCCAAAGCCAGACCCAGAUCCAGGGAGGACUGGAGCCCGGCCACGGCUCAGUACGUCAACCCGGAGAGCCUGCUGGCCAGCAGGAAGUCCGAGGCCUCUGACCAAGACGCAGGAGGUGACGGCGCUCAGGCCAGGAAGUCCCAGUACGAGCCUCUGGACCUGUCCGUGCGUCCGGACUCUCACUCGGCCGUCUCUCCCGCCGUCCUCCUGCAGAUGUCUGGCCUUUUCCACAACGGACUCUCGUCCUCCGUCAGCCGCGGGCUGCAGGGUUCCUCUCAGGCACCGGCUGAGCUGGGCGAGAGGCCCGCAUAUCAGCGUGACCUUUUGGUGCAGGGAACAAACGAGGAGAUGAACUCACAGAAUGCAGCCCCUAUAGGUCAAGACUGUGAAGGUGACUUCCAAGAAGACAAAAGUGAUGAGGAGGAUGACAACGCCACCAAGUGGAAGACGCUGAAACAGGACCUCCUGGAGCUCAAGGAGUCGGGACAGGCCAGCGCCGACUUAGAGGCGGACAGGAAGCUAAAGCGGGGAAGAGCUGCCUCCUCCCUGGAGAGUCUGACCCACGUGGACCCCCUCCAACACCAGGGUGUCCUGCUCUCCUUCCUCAGGUCCCAGGGGAGCCUGAGCGGCGCGCCCACCAGCGCGCACCAAGCCGGUCUGAACGGAAACACGGAGAAAGAUGUGGCGUCAGCCCGGAAGCCGUUCCAGUGCAGGUACUGUCCAUACAGCGCGUCCCAGAAGGGCAACCUGAAGACCCACGUCCUGUGCGUCCACCGCAAGCCCUUCGACAACAGCCUCUACCCCGACCGCCGCCUUCGACGCUCACACGCGCCCCAGCUGCCCCCCAGACUGCCCGUGGGUGUCGCGGGAGGCGACGGCGCGUCGGGAAGGGACCAGAUCGGCUCCACAUCGCUGUGUGGGACUUGAUGUUGCCAUGGCAACUGCAGAUACAGACGGUUCUGAUUCCCGCUUUAGCUUCACCUUGAAGGGGUUUAGGAUGAUGGAGAUAAUUUUAACACCAUGAUGUACAUUCCAGUGUUUACUUGAAGAGCCACAGUACGUAUUUAUCUGUAGCAGAAGACGCUGCCUAUAUGAAUAAAGUCCAUUGUGAUGUGACGUGUA